AUGGACUCAACCUCCGCUGCUCAUUCCCAUCUUUCUGAAUUUGAGAUUUGGUGGAGGGACCACUAUAAUUUCCUCAAAGACAAGGGCUACAAGUUACGAAGUCGCUAUAGUCCGGAUUGGGUGCCCUCUUGGACGAACACCAACAAAGUUGACAUAAAUUGCGAGGAUGGAAUCAUGCCACGACAUUAUUCUUUGCUAGAUGCACGGCGCACUCAAGACGACGCUCGCGUAUCACUCAAACGUAUAGACGUAUCGCGACAUCCAUAUGAGAUAGAAAUCGGUCGCUAUUUCUGUAGCUCCCCUCUCAGCGAAGAUCCAGCCAACCAUUGCGUGCCAAUUUACGAUGUUUUGGAGGUACCCGGCGGCAAUCAUCUUGCGAUAAUUGUUAUGCCGUUACUUCGAGAUGCUACGGAUCCCUAUUUUGAUACUGUCGGAGAAGUUGUAGACUGCAUUCAUCAGCUCUUUGAGGGGCUGCGUUUCAUGCACAGACAUCACGUCGCUCACCGGGACUGCAUGCAGCUAAACAUACUGAUGGAUGGCAGCAUGUUCAUAGACGCAUGGCAUCCAAGCGACGAAUACAUGUCUGAGGACUUCAAACGCGUGGCCAGGCACCGCACACGCACGCAGUCUCCGCCGCGAUACUAUUACAUAGACUUUGGCAUCUCCCGCAAAUAUGAUGUGUCCAAUGCCAAUCCACUGGAAAUACCCAUAUACGGUGGAGAUAAAGGAGUGCCAGAGUUCGCGGAAGCCUACACCAAACCUUGGAACCCUUUCCCAACUGAUGUUUGGUAUCUUGGGCAUGCUAUCCAAGAAACAUUUCUCGACGUAAAGUGCAGCAGCGCUUCUCAUUUUUCAUACUCUGAUUUGGACACAAUAGCGCUACUCAGCGGUCUGGCAAUGGAUAUGAUGCACUCCGAUCCAGCACAACGUCCGAACAUGGACGAUGUUUUUUCUCGAUUCCAGGUUCUGCGUCAAGACCUCAGCAAAUGGAAAUUACGUUCCCGGGUGGCUCAUGAUGAUGAGAGAUCUCUUUUUAAUUUAAUAGUCCACUGGGCCCGUCGCAUUCAGUACUUAGUACGCAGGAUUCCCUCAACGCAUACCUCGCUGUCAUAG
Suillus clintonianus is the source of this 1113-nucleotide messenger RNA. RefSeq lists its product as uncharacterized. Lineage: Eukaryota; Fungi; Basidiomycota; Agaricomycetes; Boletales; Suillaceae. Gene Ontology annotation, molecular function: protein kinase activity; ATP binding. The transcript is spliced from 5 exons. The record is from RefSeq and is a predicted model, not a curated record. Gene Ontology annotation, biological process: protein phosphorylation. The coding region runs from base 1 to 1113 and encodes 370 amino acids.